Verruconis gallopava is the source of this 641-nucleotide messenger RNA. RefSeq lists its product as uncharacterized. Lineage: Eukaryota; Fungi; Ascomycota; Dothideomycetes; Venturiales; Sympoventuriaceae. The coding region runs from base 59 to 439 and encodes 126 amino acids. The record is from RefSeq and is a predicted model, not a curated record. The transcript has 3 exons.
ACUAGCUCUGCAGCUCACAUCAAUUCCCUCAUUGUCUUCUGAACACCUUUCAUUCAAGAUGCCGCAGGACAUGCCGCCCGUGGGCGGCUACCAGCCAGUCCAGUACAAGCGCAACUUACCGAUACGUGGAUUCCGACCGGGUUGGUACCUUCUAGGUAUGGGCGUGGUCAUGACAUGGGGAUUCUACAAGUUUGGCCAGGGACAGAGAGAGCUACAUGAAUACGCACGCGAAAAGAUGUGGGCUCGGAUACACCUUAUGCCAUUGCUACAAGCCGAAGCGGAUAGAGACCAGGUACGAAGGUACCUUGCCGAUAAGGAGAGGGCGAAGGAAUUGCUGGGCGAGGGUCAGGAUAUUAAGGUGUACUACUCUGACAGAUUUGUAAAACCCACUUUCGGCGUAACACCAGCAAAGGGCGGACCUGGGGAUUUGACCAAAUAGAAGAGAAAGCAUAUGUGUGCGGAAGCAUUGUACAUAUUCAUCAUGCGCAUUUUGAGAACGAACUCGAUGGGCUAUAUAUCAUGUAUUUGACCACAAAAACAAUCAAAUUCUUCGUCUGUCAGAGUACUCAAAGUGGUCUUUGGUAAAAGAUGCUUGACUUACUGAUGUUCCUCUUGGUGGCGCAAUCUGAGGCAUGCUUGUU